AGAAGGGGCCCGAGAGAGGGGGCGAGCGACCGAGCGCCGCGACGCGGGAGUGAGGUGCUUGCGGGCUGCAGCGCAGACCCCGGCCCGGCCCCUCCGAGAGCGUCCUGAGCGCUCCCUCACGCCUUCCCUUCAAACCUUCUGCCUUUUUCUCCAUCCUCGUGAGCGGAGAACUGGGAGUGGCCAUUCGACGACAGGUUAGCGGGUUUGCCUCCCACGCCCCCAGCCUCCCGUCGCCGGCUCACAGCGGCCUCCUCUGGGGACCGUCCCCCUCCCGGUGCCGCCUCCGCCCUUCCUGUGCGCUCCUUUUCCUCCUUCUUCCCUAUUAAAUAUUAUUUGGGAAUUGUUUAAUUUUUUUUUAAAAAAAGAGAGGUGGGGAGGAAUCGGAGUUGUGGAGAAGCAGAGGGACACAGUGUGGUGUAAAGGAAUUCAUUAGCCAUGGAUGUAUUCAUGAAAGGACUUUCAAAGGCCAAGGAGGGAGUUGUGGCUGCUGCUGAGAAAACCAAACAGGGUGUGGCAGAAGCAGCAGGAAAGACAAAAGAGGGUGUUCUCUAUGUAGGCUCCAAAACCAAGGAGGGAGUGGUGCACGGUGUGGCAACAGUGGCUGAGAAGACCAAAGAGCAAGUGACAAAUGUUGGAGGAGCGGUGGUGACGGGUGUGACAGCAGUAGCCCAGAAGACAGUGGAGGGAGCAGGGAGCAUUGCAGCAGCCACUGGCUUCGUCAAAAAGGACCAGUUGGGCAAGAAGCAUCCAAAAUACAAACCAUCUAAGAGGCAAGAAAAUGUUGUGAUGUUCUUAGUGCAAGUUGAAAAGAUUUGCUUUCCUCAAGUUGGAAAGCCCUUCUCAUUUUUGAGGUUUUUUUCUUUUUUUUCUUUUUUUUUCAAGUGAAAGCAUUUUGGAGGAGUCACUAUCCAUGUUUAAAGGUAGCCGAGUAAAAAUUACUUGUUUCCAGGACAUUUUCAUCUGAAAGAAACUUUGUCAUAUAACAUAGAAGCAAGAAAUCCAGUAGUUGGUGUAUUUACAAAUAGCUGGAAAAUUUUAAUCAGCAUGAGUCUGAAGCAACAAUAUAUCAUCAUCUUUUAUGGUGGUUGUGGUUAAGAAGAUUUCAGCGAGCUAAGUGGUGGUGAUGGGGGAGAGACAACAGGGGAGGUGAUUCCCAUUGCAUUGCCUUGUAAACAGAGACAUACAUUCUUCACUUUUGUCACACAAAAUCACAGAUGUGCAGAAUUUAUUAAUUUAUUCUUCUGAGACAAGAAAAAAGUCACCAAAGGAAACCAACAGCUUGCUCCUCUCACACUCAGGGAACAGUAUGAGAGACUUUUCUAUCCCUGACUUCAAUUUUGACCUGAGGAGAGCUCCUCUUAAGGAAAACAAGUUAAUUCAAUGACUAUGCUACUUCAUCAUUGAUCCUUAUUUAAUAAGAGAUUUUUCCAUAGGAUAUGCUGAGCUGUCUCAAUUACAUCAGUUGUGUCUCCUGAGGUGGGUGACAGGAGACCACAAAUACUACAUAGCACACAAAUUUUUAAUAGUAGCUGUUUACCAAACCAUUACUUAAAUAUGUAGAGUACAAUUCAUUCUCACUAACGUCAGAGAGCAUGCUACAAAAUGCUGAAUCCGGACAGCUGAAGAUAUUGAAUAAUAACUACUAUUUUGAACAAACUUAUAGUGUUCCAAUCAGUAAUGAAAUUGACACCUGAUGAAUAUAUGUGUGUGUGUAGAUAUUCACAGCAGAGAUGGUUUUCCUGAGAUAAGGAUUCUGUUAUUUGGAUAAGCUCCUGCUGGAAUUGUCCUUCUACCCUUGUUUCUUUGUCCUUAGUCAUCACUCAUACCUCUUUCCACUCUUCUCUGCCAUCACUUUCGUCACCAAAGCCAUGGUCCUUUCCUUGCCAAUUGCUGUUGGAGAUCUAGGGCACAAAGACUUAGGCAGCAUGCACCACAUGCCAAGAACUGGACCACAGAUACCAUCCAGCAUUGCUCAUGGAGACUCUGUCCCUUUCUGUAGGACCUCUCCUUUUAGCUAGCAACCCCUUGACCACCUAGAGCCUCUGAACUUAUCAUUUCAAUAUUAAGAACUAGGACAACUUACUGCUGAGAAUGGGUGUAACUAGUAAAACUAGAACUAGUAGAGAAAUCUGGGUCUCUUGGGAAUGGAUUUUUAGGAUUUAUUGAUUAGAGGUGUAUUAAUAAUGCAGUGUUAUAGUUUCAUGACAUAACAAAUAAAAAAGUUCAUUUUGGACUUGCCUUUCAGCUCCAUAAGAGCUAAAAGACAUAUUUAAUGUAAUUUGUAUAUUGGAAAUAAGUUCUUUUUUCAGGCAAAAGAUGUGCAAACGCAUCUGGGAAAAAAACAUUAAAAACUAAGGAGACAGUGUCCUAGAUAACUAUGUUCUUUUCCUGUUUUAGUCUAAAAUCGUGAUUAGUUUUCUUAUAUAUCUUCAUUUGUCUUCGUUCCUUUUAGCCCAAUUUAAUAAUAUUAUUGCAGAUAUUGAUGAAAACCUUUACUUUCCACUUAAUUCAUCAAAGUACUUGAUGAAAUUUAUAUCUAGUACAUUAAUUGGGAGAUUUUUAUAAGAUUAAUUAACAUAAUGAACUGAUGUUGAAAUUAUUUAAAACCUGAAUUAUUAUUAUAUUAAGUAGGACACUGUUAAUCAGUCCUGCCUUUAUUCAUUUGUGAGAAGUUUUGGCAAGCUAUUGUGAAUAUUCAAGGAAGGGAAUGUAUUUUUAGCAAGAAUCUUAUACCUCCUACAUAGAAAUGAAGCAUUUACUGAAAGAUCCAUGAAACAAAAUGUUUCUGAAUGUGUACUAUACACUGCUUAUAAACCCCUUUUCUUCUGUAGCUGUAUUUCGGAGAAAAAUCUUUGUUUUGACAAAAAAAUUAUGUUGACUUACACAUAUAUUUUAUAAGUAAGCAGUGUUUGGUUUGUGAUAAAAGAUAUAAAAAGAUAAAAAUAUUCAGCACACAUAAGUAAGGCCUUGUUGCUAAUGUGAGUUAUGCUACUGGAUACUCGAAAGGAACAUUCAGUGUUCUCAGGUGGUCUCUAGACUAUCUCAAGCCUAGGAAGAUAUUUUAUUAACAGAGGAGUAAGAGAAGGAAGGUUCAGAUUUAAUCCAAGUGAAGAAUUCAGUUUUGUUUGCCUGAUCUUGUUAUUUUGAGAGGCAGCCAAAAGAUGCUGGUCAGCAAGGAGAAUUGUAAGUUGGGCAGCCAACUCUGAUUUCUCAACCUCUUAGCUGUUUCCUUAAACUCAGAAUUUUUAGUGAAUUUAGAUGUCUACCAUAUCAGGUAGACUUUGGGAAUGCUUUUACCAGUGAUUUUCAGAAUGUUACUUUCUGGCAUUUAUUUUCGUGUAGCAUUAAAUUAAAAAUGAGUUCAUUCAUCCACCUUCCCUUGUCCCUACCAAUUUUCCCUCCUACUCCCUUCCCCCUCAUUCUUGCCAUGGGAACAUGCAAACACAGUGGUUGAUGUGUGAGCAAGGCUGCUGACAAGGCGGGGAAGGGGAUGUCAAGCAGAGGUCAAUGGCAGUGUGCCCAGAAGCCUAGGAAGUAGGAGGGAAAACAGAGAGAGACAGAGAUGGUGGGUGAAAGAGAAAGCCAGGAUGAUUAUUGUGGUUAUGAUACUUGUCAUGCUGAACACCCAAUUGAGUACCCAAUAAACACAUAAUAAUUUCAUCAUCCUCUGGCUUGAAUAGCAGUGUUCUAUCAUUGUUGACUUCCUGGUUGUGACAGCUUUACAGUGUUAGUGUAGUAGAGAAUCCUUGUUCUGGAGGGGUACUUACUGAAGUACCUAGGGUUAAUGAUACACACACACACACACACAGACACACGCAGGCACAAAUACAUCCAUGUGUUAGGCAGAGGGAGCAAAUGACGUAAAAUGUUAAUAAUUAGGAAUUCUGGGUGAAGUGGAUAGAGGGACUCUUUGAAUGUUCUUGAAACUUCUCUAUACAUUUGAUCUGUUUCAAAUUCUUCAGAAAAUCAAACUACAAAAAAUUAAUUAAUUUAGUGAACAUCUACUGAACACCUGUAUAUUAAAUAGUGUUAAAUGAAUGUCAGUUAAAAUGCUCAAACACAGUAGAGGUUGAUUCUCAUUCACAUAAGUCCAUGGUAGGUGUUUUUGACAGGUGGGUGAGUUUCUCCCUCAGGGUGAAUGAGGAACCCAGACUCCUCCCUAGUUGCAGCCCCACCAUCUUCUAAGAGGAUGCAUCCAUCCCCACUUUGAAGUAGCAUACAUUAUUUCCUUUCUCGUUCCUUUGGAUACCAGCCACAAUUUAUUCAAGGUAGAUUGAAAAUUGUAGUAUAUAGCCAUAUGCCCUGACAAAGAAGGGAGAACAGAUUUUGGUGGACAACUAGCAAACUCUGAUACAAUCUGUUAUUAAGUACUGUGUGUGGAUAGUGCUAACUAGAAGGAGAUUCUCUUCCCUUCAGCAAAUAUAAACUGAAUACCUUUUAUUUGCGUGAAACUAAGCUAGAUCAUGGGAGUAUAGAAAUUUUAUAAGAAGACAUAGUCACUUCUGUCAAUGAGCUCACGAAGAAUUAGUAUGUGAGAUAUAAUCAUACCUGAGGGGGCUUGUGCCACUUAAGUAAAAUGAAACAUUAUUUUGAGUACAAUUUAGCAAUAAAUGUACUGCGGCAUCAUUAAAAGUCAUGUUUGAAUGUUAUUGUGUCAAGGAUGGGAAAAAGAUGUUUUGGGUUGGAGACUUGAUAAUUAUAGUUAAAAACAGUUUUUAUUCUUGUUUAGUCUUACUUUUUUAUGUUUAAACAUAUUUAUACUUGCUAACAUUUAUACUUGCUAACUAAGUAGAGACUGUUUUUACAACCAUGACAAGAACAAAACAAGUUAGUAAUGCAAAUGCCACAUUUCCUACAAUCAACUAACCACACUAACAGCUUUGCAUGGAAGGAUCACUGGGAUUGAUCUGGCCACGUGUGUAGUCAUGCCCAAAAUGUGAAGUCCAUCUGUGUUGCAAUUUUUUUUAACCACUCUUAUCCAAAUUCUCCUUAGAUUUUUUUUUAAUUAGUGGAUAUAUUUUGUAGGUCAGACACCCUCUUAGCUAGAUCAUCACCUUUAUAACAAAUAGAUACACUAUUCUCACGGAAAUAUAUUUAGACAUUGCCCUACUGGGAAUUUUUUCAAGUAAUUAAUGUACAGCUUGUGCACCAGCUUGAUCUUGGCUUCAUGGAAAUAAUUCACUCUUAGCAGCAUCUAAUGCCACAAAGCAUUUAUGGAUGCCAGCUCAGAACUUACUUUUAUUUAUUUCUGAGUUACUUUUUUUUUUUUUUUUGAGACGGAGUCUCGCUCUGUCUUUGGCUUAUCCCUAACCUCUUAACAGACUUAAUUUUAAGCUCCAUUUCACUCAGUCGUUCUAUUGUCAUAUAGAUGAGACAUUCUGCAAGCACGGUUUUUAGUUUCUGCCAGAGCAUCGUACAACAUUGUGAGUUAUGAUGAAGACCUAGAGAUGAUAUUUAAUAUGAAGUUCAUUAUCUAGUAUUUGGUAUGUGUGACAAAAUAGCAAUCUACUAUUUGACUCUGCUAUAAUCUAUUUACCCACCUAUCCCAUCUUUCUUUCCAUUUAAAAGGAUAAUGAUUUUAAUCACAAUUAUACAUAAACCCAUUCCCAUAGGCAACAAACAAUGGAGCAAACCAUCAGUCCCAUAGUUAGGGUGUGGUCUAAAGUGUGUUUUGGUGGAGAGAGUUCUAUGUCUGGAGAUAGCUAACAUGGAUUUGGGUCCCAGAUCUGCUCCUACCUGUUGCCGUGCCUGUGACCAAAUCAUGUCAUCUCUCUGGUUGCCGUUUACUUGUGAAUAAAGUAAAUACCUUCAUCAACACUUGUUUUUGAAUACUGAGUUUUUCUGUAAUUUUUGCUUGUUAUAAUGUUACGAUGGUCAUCCUUACAUCUAAAUCUUGGUUUACGUUUUCAUCAAUUCUUUUGGAAAGAUUGGAGAAGUAAAUUUUGGAGAUGUAUGUUGGCUAUUAAAAAAUUAAAACAUUGAAAAAUCCUGAUGCAAAAUAAAUGCAUUAUGCUUAGUGAACUCUUCUCAAUUUGAAGUUUAUUCACCUUCUUGUUUUUGCAAGUUUCCUGAAAAAUGCAUAUAAAGUCACCAAGUAUAAAAUUAUAUAACUAUAUAUAAUCUUUUGAUGUCAGUGAAGCCAGCUGAUCCUAUAGAAAUAAUGUAGGAAUUAUAAUCACUAACACAUAAUUUAAGAGUCCUGUGGUCUUAUUCAUGUUGUUUACCCUCUCUGAAUCUUACAUAUAGUAAGAGGGUUACUAUACAUAAUAUGUGUACAUGUAUACAGGUAAGUAUGUAUAUAUGCUUAUGUGAAUAGCAGAGUUAUUGUGAGAGUCAAAUGGAAAUGUGAAAGUACUUUGUAGUUUUUUAUUACUAUUAUUAAUUUUUAAUAAAAUGGGAGCAUUCAUUUAACAAUCAUUAGUUUUAACUUCAGAUUGUACUGGCUUUCCUCUAAUAUUUCUUAAGAUUAGUGAAUAAAGUAUUUCUCCUAAUAAAUAUAUUGACUACUGUCUUUUGAUCAAAUAUAUUAGGUAUAUUUUUACAGUAGCAUCAGACAUAGUGAAAAUUUGAAGCUGUUUAUGGAGGACUGAUUUAUGAUGAAAAGGAAUAACAUGAACAAAUUGAAUUAUAUGACGCUUCCCCAGAAACAUUUAAGAGGGGCCAAUUUUAAGAAAUAUCUGACUUCUUUUUCAUGGACAUUUCAAAAUAAACCUAAUUCAUAUGGUAAAGUUUUUAAGCGAGAAAAGAAAAAAACAUCUGAGAAUCUCUGGAAUUCUGCCAAAAGUAUCACUUGGCAUUUUAUUCUACCUUCUGGAUGCAGUUGAUUGACAGCAGUGUUAUGAUGCCAGGGGUAUAGUGACUAGAAGAAGAAAACCAGGGAAUUCAGUGUUCUUGCUUGUGAAGAACAGCUUGGUUCUUUAAAAACAAUAAGAUUUUGCCACCCCAUCUCACAAACCUAUGAUUUGUGAGAACAAUCCCUUUUGUGUUGCAAGACUUUUACAUUCUCUUCCCACACUAUAUCAGAAGAACAAACAUUGCUUCAUAAAUACUGAUUGAUAGUCUCCUUUCAUAUUUCUAAAAUAGAGAUACUUUAAGGUUAAAUUUUUCAUGUAGAUUAAAAUGACGAAGUAACCAUUCACAUAUUUCAAAUAAAAUAUAUUGUUACUACAAAAGGAAAAUGACUAGGUUCUUAAGUGUUAUAGUCAAGUGUAAUUGAGUAAUAUGAAUUCUAAAUGAAUUUCUAAGAUCUGCUUAGCUUUUGCUGCCUUAGGAAGGAACAACUUAAGAGAAAUUUUAAUAAAGGUAUAUCUUCACACACUUGGCAGUGUUAUAUUUAGAGAACAUGAUCCAUAAUUUUUUAUGACUGCAAAUUGAAUUCCUGAUACUCUUGGGAAGCUCCAGAAACACCAGUGGAGUUUCCAGAUGUAACUAUGGCUGCAGACCCACCAGUCCCAGUGUUGGAAGGAACCAUUACAGGCUCUUGUAUUCAGACUCAUCUUCAAGCCCGGAGUAAUUAACUGACUUGCCCAAAGUCGCAAAACUUUCUCAUGGUAGAUUGGGCACUAGCAUCAAUAUCGCUUUUUCUUAGUGUUACAGCCUCCGUAUUAUGAAACCUUCUAUGUUCUGAAAGUGCUGAAGGCCCUCUCUGCUGGUGAUGUCUCCCUUCUUCAUCAGUUUUACAUUUCUAAGCAAUGGAAAUACAAACUCACAACUCCCAAUUCCCAAGCGAUCUUAGGAAAAGCAAUAUUUAAAGAAAAAAUUACAGGCAUCCCCUCUCCUUUACCUGGCCGAUGCUUGAGAGUAAUGGCAUCUAGAUAGUAAUGACAUCUAAUAUAAAUGUGUCCUUUUAAGUCAAGCUUUCUCUGUUCAUUAGCAGAAAUAUUGUAUAUCAAGUGUGCAAAAAUUUUCUUCAACAAGGAGCUUUCUUUCCCUCCUCUUAUUAUAACAAUCUGAGCUUUAUGGUCCCAGGGUCUCCUGGUGCCUGUCUUUAGGUCUGUUUAUUCACAGUGGAGAAAGCAUGUCAUAUGGCAUUAUCUAAGACUCAGGCUGCUUAUGCAUGAUGACAGAAGGGUUCCCAGGCACAAACAUUCAUCCAUGCAUUCAUCCAUCCACCUAGUCAUCCAUUGAUUUGGCUGAUGAUUAUUGACUACUAUUGAGUUGCCCUCAGAUUUAGUAUCUGUCCUUCUGUCAUGGGGAAAUAUGGGUUAAGCCACAAUAUACUCUUCUCUUCUUUUUCUUCACCGUCUUAGUAUAUUUAGUGCCAUUUUGUCUAGCCCUGCCUCUGACUUCUUUGUUGUACUUCAGGCUUUUUAUCAUUGAAAGUUAUUUCUGCAUUGUAGAUCAUUCUCUUGGUCACUUUGCUUGUCCACUUAUAAAAUUAAUUCAGAAAAUACGCACAAUCAUUACCAAAAAUCACAGGCCAUAAACUAUAAUACUGUAUAUUGUAUUUUAGUACAGAAAUAUUUAUAGAUACUUUAAAAUGUUUUAAUUAUAGAUAUUAUAAAAAGAUAUGUAUCAUCUAAGUAAUAUAGAUGCUUUUUUAUUACCUCCUCUCUCCCUAUUCUCCAGGCCAGUAUUUUAAAAAUCUGUCUUUAUGUGUCCAUCCUGAAAAAAACUCAUGAUCAUAAAUGAGUUUCUCAAUAGAGUUUAUAAGCCCACAGUUGAAACACAAUUGCCUUAGCAUCUGCUUAGUUGUCAUAUUUUUAGAAUUUAAUGGCAAAUAUUAUGUCUUGUUUCUUCAAAAGAAAUAUUUUAAAAUUUUAGUAAAGGCAGUUAGAGAAAGUAGAGAUAAUGGGCUGUUUAAUCCUACUUUUCAUCCCACAAGUGAAAAAAAAAUGAUAAAACACUUUUCCCAAAAUGUAACUUUAACUAUACUUAAAUUUGGACUAAAAAUGGGAGAUAUCUUUUCCACGAUUGAAAAGCCGUGUCUGUAGAUUAAUGCUAAAAUUGGUUGUAAAAACAAAAUUUGUUUGGCUUGAUUGCCAAUGGCCCAUUCAUUUGGCUACAGAAACAAUAGUACAUAGCAAUAGAUAAUGAUGUGAGAUCACCUAACUCAGGUAAGAGUGUCUGAUCCGUCAAAAAUUUAUACAUAAAGAUUCAGAAGAAAUGUGUGUUUUCUCAAGUCAUCUCUGUAAAAAUAUAUUAAAUAGAAGAAUAGAAGUUUGAUUUGAAAAUACAUUGCAGACUCAGUCUGUCUGUCUUUCCUAUUUUCUGGUGAAAAAAGUAUCAAAUAUCUGGAACCUGGAACUGCUAUUUUCCUUCUUAAAAAUCUUUCUUAAUAUUCUGUUGAUAACUGGUGCAAGCCUAACUUUUUGUCUUACCCAAUUCUUCUCACACCAACGUGAUAGGACCUUCAAGUGACCUUUGGAUAGAAGAUAAAUAAUAAUUUAACUAUUGAUGGAACUAGUUAGUAAUAGAAUUAGGCUUGGAAGUCUAUAGAAUAAAAUGAUUCUACAACAAUUUGUAUUUCAGACGUUAGUAUAACAAAACAUGUUUGCCUGUGCAUGCAGAAACAACCAAUUUCAUGUGGAUGCUUAUAUUCACAAAGGAGUAACCACCCAGGAUUUCCCACUGUUGCUCCAGAGGAAACUAGCAGCAAGAGAACUUUUCUGAAGCUAUCAAGACAUCUUUAAAAAAUGCUUG
Cercocebus atys (sooty mangabey) is the source of this 9642-nucleotide messenger RNA. It is a transcript of the gene SNCA, whose product is annotated as synuclein, alpha (non A4 component of amyloid precursor). Gene Ontology annotation, cellular component: cytoplasm; neuronal cell body; axon terminus. NCBI's taxonomy places the organism in Eukaryota, Metazoa, Chordata, Mammalia, Primates, Cercopithecidae. Gene Ontology annotation, molecular function: cuprous ion binding. The coding region runs from base 436 to 885 and encodes 149 amino acids. The record is from RefSeq and is a predicted model, not a curated record. The transcript has 5 exons. Gene Ontology annotation, biological process: synapse organization; synaptic vesicle endocytosis; chemical synaptic transmission.